AAGGAUUUUAAUACGAGAUGGUCGUGUGGAGGGGUCGGUUCAGUUAGCACGUUACUGGAGCCAACGCGGGUGCACCGUAGUUUUGUCAUGGCGAGAGAAUAAAGGAAAUUUAGAGCGUGAAAGAAAAUGGAGGAUCGCAAAUGGAAGCCGUCCGCAUUAAGGAAGAGGAUGAGAAACCGGGAUCGGGAUCUGGAUCGGGGUCGGAAAACACGGCCGGCGACGUGGCGGAACUCGGGUUCGUCCACGUUGUGGAGGAUCCCGACGAAGCCUCCGAAUCGAACGCGUCCGAAGCCUCGGGAGAGACAGCCGGGCGGGAAUCGGGUCUCCCCUCGUCUUCCGAAACGAGCGGGCCGGGCCCCGUCCCCACCGAUCAUGUCUGUCCCGACUGCGGAAAAUCCUUCCCUCACUUGGGGACGUUUCGUCGACACCUGCGAGGCCACUCGGGAGAAAAACCCUUCCCGUGCCCCGAGUGUGGGAAGACCUUCUGCCAGCGAGGCAGCCUGAGAGAACACCUCCGCACCCACACCGGUGAAAAACCCUACCGCUGCCCGGAAUGCGACGUCGGCUUCAGCCAAGCCCAGACUCUGAAGAACCACCGGCGGACUCACACCGGAGAAAAACCUUACCGCUGCGGCGACUGCGGGAAAGAUUUCAGCCAGCUGGGCAACUACAAGCAACACCGCCAGAUCCACUCGGAGGAGGACAAAAUCUACCACUGCGGGGAGUGCCGGAGAACCUUCCGCAGCUACGGCAGCCUGGAGGCCCACGGGCGGGUCCACAGCGCCGCCGGGAAGCCUUUUCGGUGCAGCCAGUGCGGCAACGGCUUUGCCAGACUGGUGACCCUAAAACAGCACCUGCAGAUCCACUCCGGGGAGAAGCCCUACCACUGCGUGGAAUGCGGGAAAAACUUCGGUCAGUCGGGGCACCUCCGGAGGCACCAGCGCACACACUCCGGGGAGAAGCCUUUUUUUUGCCCGGAGUGCGGGAAGAGAUUCAGCCAGUCCGGGAGCCUGAGGGAGCACGAGAGGGUUCACACCGGGGAGCAGCCGUACCAGUGCGCCCGCUGCGACAAGCGCUUCAGCCAGCUGGGGAACCUGAAGGAGCACCAGAGGGUCCACACGGGGGAUAAGCCGUACCAGUGCAUCGACUGCGGGAAGAGUUUCAGCCAGUUCGGGAAUCUCAAGGAGCACAGGCGGCUGCACACCGGAGAGAAGCCGUUCCGCUGCGGCGUCUGCCUGAAAGGGUUCUCCUACCACAGCCAGCUCAAGGGCCACAAGUGCUGCUGCGGGGAUGGAACGGGAUCAAGCAUGGAGCCAAUUCACAUCAAAGAAGAGGCUCUUGAUCCACAACCUGUAACUGCUUCAGAAGAGAUCUCUUCACCAGUUAAACCAGAAGAGAUCAUAACUGUCAUCAUUAAAAGCGAGGGAGAAGAAGAUGAUGACGAGGAGGAAGAGGAAGAGGAAGACACAGAAACUCAAUCCUCAACCGCCAACCUCCUCCCGGAAAAUUUGUCCCGGGGUUACCGCUGCACCGAAUGUGGGAAAAGUUUCAAUCACGCAGGCCACCUCCGCCGACACUGGAGAAUCCACACGGGAGAGAAGCCGUACGUCUGCCCAGACUGCGGGAAGAGUUUCACCCAAGCGGGGCACUUGAAAAAACACAGGCGGGUCCACAGCGGAGAGACACCGUACAGCUGCCCCGACUGCGACAAAACCUUCAAGCACUCGGACGGGCUCAAGCAACACCGCGUCUCCCACACCGGGGAGAAACCUUACAGCUGCCCGGAGUGCCGGAAAAGCUUCAGCCGCUCGGAGCUGCUUAAAAACCACAGGCGGGUUCACACGGGAGAGAAGCCGUACCGCUGCUCCGACUGUGGGAAGAGCUUCGGGGAUUUGUGGAAUUGCAAGAAGCACCGGCUCAUUCACACGGGAGAGAAGCCCUACCGCUGUGCCCAGUGUGGGAAAAGCUUCAGCCAGAGAGGCACCCUGAAGAGGCACGGCCGCAUUCACACAGGAGAGAAGCCGUACCGCUGUGCCCACUGCGACAAGAGCUUUACUUUCGAUAACCAAUUGAAGAAUCAUAAAUGCCAGACGCGCAAAAAGCUCUAUUUGCAGUCUGGGGUUGAACUCUCAGAAAGGCUUGCGCUCUGCCUUUGCAAAGAGAGAAGAAACGGGCUUAAGAUGGAGCCCGUACUCAUCAAAGAAGAAGACGAAACAGAACCUCUCCCCGUUACAGAACCCUCCGAACCUGUCCGGAUACGAGAGGAGCUCCCCAAGACUGUCGUCUGCAUCAAACCGGAAGAGAUUGAAACCGUGAUAAUAAAAGAGGAAGUCCUGGAAGAGGACGAACUCGAUCACUGGGAACGGCCCGCUUCGCACGCUCUUCAAACGCCAACGCUGCCGGUGAUUUCGGACCCGGUGAAGGACGCCAAACCCGCCUCUCGGGCCUCGCACCGGUGCUCCGACUGCGGCCGGACUUUCAACCACACGGGGAAUUUUAAGAGGCACCAGCGAAUUCACACCGGAGAGACGCCGUACCGCUGCUCCGACUGCGGGAAGAGUUUCCGCCAGUCGAUACACCUGAAGGAACACGUGCGGAUUCACACAGGAGAGCGUCCCUACGGCUGCCGGACUUGUGGGAAGAGCUUCGCCCAGCUGGCCACGCGAAAGGAACACGAGCGUCUUCACACGGGAGAGAAGCCGUACCAGUGCGGCGACUGCGGGAAGAGUUUCCGGCAGAUGGGGAACCUCAGGACGCACAGGAGGACUCACGACGCCGCGGCCGCCAAACCCUAUCCCUGCUCCGGAUGUCGGAAAACCUUCUCCCAGUUGGCCAGCCUCCGAGAGCACCAGCUGACUCACUCCUCCGAAAACCCCAACCCCGAAGGCCCAGCAGUCUCAGGCGGGGCAGGUCAACAGCUAACCCUCGCAGAUCAGAAGCCCUUCCCUUGCGGCGACUGUCCCAAAGUCUUCGCGAACGUCCGAAACCUCCAGAGACACCGGCGGAUUCACACCGGGGAGCGGCCCUACGGCUGCCCGGAUUGCUCCAAGACUUUCCGGCACUUGAACGGGCUGAAGAAGCACCGGCGAAUUCACACGGGCGAAAAACCCUACCCCUGCCCGGACUGCGAGAGACGGUUCAGCCAGGCAGAGCAGCUCAAGGAACACCUCCGAAUUCACACGGGAGAGAAACCUUACACCUGCUCCUGCUGCGGGGCCAACUUCCGCCACUUGGGAAACUUCCGGAAGCACGAGCGUCUCCACACGGGACCCCCGGUCUCCUGCCAGGACUGCGGGAAAACGUUCCGCCACCCGGACAGCCUCAGGAAGCACCACCAGCUUCACACGGGGCUCCGCAAGCCCUACCCUUGCGCGGACUGCGGGAAGGUUUUCGGGCAGCUGGGGAACUUGAAGCAGCACCAGAGGAGCCACACUGGGGAGAAGCCCUACCUGUGCCCCGAGUGCGGGAAGCGAUUCGCACAGCUGGGUUCGUGCAGGGAGCACCAGAGGCUGCACUCCGGGGAAAAGCCGCACACGUGCGCGGAAUGCGGGAAAAGCUUCCGGAAGCUGAACGCGCUGAAGGCGCACCGGCGCGUGCACACGGGAGAGAAGCCGUUCAGCUGUGAGGAGUGUGGGAAGAGCUUCAGCCAGCUGGGGCCGCUCAAAACGCACCAGCGCCUCCACACAGGAGAGAAGCCGUUCAGCUGUGAGGAGUGUGGGAAGAGCUUCAGCCAGCUGGGGCCGCUCAAAACGCACCAGCGCCUCCACACGGGUGAGAAGCCGUUCAGCUGUGAGGAGUGUGGGAAGAGCUUCUCCCAGGCUGGGCCUCUGAAAUUACACCAGCGCCUCCACACAGGAGAGAAGCCUUUCCUUUGAAACGAAUGCCAGAAGAGCUUUGCUUCCUUCAACCACCUGAAAACUCAUAAGUGCCACGUCUGAAUAGGGUCAUUAUUAUUAUUAUUAUUAUUAUUAUUUGAUGAUGAAUUAGUCAUUUAACAGACACUUUUAUCCAAAGCGACUUGCAGAGAUUAGUGGGGUAAACUCUACAUCAUCAACAACUGCUACUGCAGAGUCACUUCCUAUAGGAGCUCGUUUGUUUGACGUCUCAUCCUGAAGGACGGAGCACAAGGAGGUUCAGUGACUUGCUCAGGGUCACACACACACAGGGAGUCAGUGGCUGCUGCAGAGUCACUUCCAAUAGGAGCUCGUUUGUUUGACGUCUCAUCCGAAGGACAGAGCACAAGGAGGUUCAGUGACUUGCUCAGGGUCACACACACACAGGGAGUCAGUGGCUGCUGCAGAGUCACUUCCUAUAGGAGCUUGUUUGUUUGACGUCUCAUCCUGAAGGACGGAGCACAAGGAGGUUCAGUGACUUGCUCAGGGUCACACACACACAGGGAGUCAGUGGCUGCUGCAGAGUCACUUCCAAUAGGAGCUUGUUUGUUUGACGUCUCAUCCUAAAGGACGGAGCACAAGGAGGUUCAGUGACUUGCUCAGGGUCACACACACACAGGGAGUCAGUGGCUGCUGCAGAGUCACUUCCAAUAGGAGCUCGUUUGUUUGACGUCUCAUCCGAAGGACAGAGCACAAGGAGGUUCAGUGACUUGCUCAGGGUCACACACACACAGGGAGUCAGUGGCUGCUGCAGAGUCACUUCCUAUAGGAGCUUGUUUGUUUGACGUCUCAUCCUGAAGGACGGAGCACAAGGAGGUUCAGUGACUUGCUCAGGGUCACACACACACAGGGAGUCAGUGGCUGCUGCAGAGUCACUUCCAAUAGGAGCUUGUUUGUUUGACGUCUCAUCCUAAAGGACGGAGCACAAGGAGGUUCAGUGACUUGCUCAGGGUCACACACACACACAGGGAGUCAGUGGCUGAGCCGGGAUUUGAACCUCCUGGUAUGAAGCCGCUUUCUUUAACCACUGAGCCACCAAGCCUCUUUAUUUCCUGUCUGUCUGUAUACCCGCUGUUGGGUUUGGCUUCUCUCUGGUGUGGGGCGUGGACUUGAGUCCUUCCAUUACUCUGGAAGUAAAUUGCAGUUACAAGACAGGGAUGGAAAUAAGACUCCCGUUGCACAGCAGUGUGAUCCAUUCCUGGUUUCACUAGGAGUUUAAUAAUAACACCCACCUGAGCUUGUUACCUAGACACACUGGGGCUGAUCAAGCUGGUAGUAAAACCUGGACUGGGUGACACUGCUGUGCAAUAGGAGUCUGAUUCCCAGCCCUGCAAUGUGAUUCCAGUCCAGUCCAGUCUAGUGAUGUUAAUCUGCAGUUACAAUGUAAUUCCAGUCCAGUCUAGUGAUAUUAAACUGCAGUUACAAUGUAAUUCCAGUCUAGUCUAGUGAUAUUAAACUGCAGUUACAAUGUAAUUCCAGUCCAGUCUAGUCUAGUGAUAUUAAACUGCAGUUACAAUGUAAUUCCAGUCCAGUCUAGUCUAGUGAUAUUAAACUGCAGUUACAAUGUAAUUCCAGUCCAGUCUAGUCUAGUGAUAUUAAACUGCAGUUACAAUGCACAGCAGUGUGAUCCGGUCUUGGUUUCACUGGGAGUUUAAUAAUAAGACCCACCUGAGCUUGUUACCCAGACACACUGGGGGCUAAUCAAGCUGGUAGUAAAACCUGGACUGGGCGACACUGCUGUGCAAUAGGAGUCUUAUUCCCAUCCCUGCUGAGUUACAAAUUUCAUAACUAUGAAACAGUAAAUAAUACUAGAAAUACUAGAAGCAGCUAUAUAUAGUGAGUUAUUUAUUUAUUUAUUUAUUUAUUAUUUUUAAGUGAGUUUUGUGUAGUAUUUCUGGGCACCACGGUAUGUGAAACAGGUCUUUAUUCAUUAAUAUUUUGACCUGUGAUCGGAAAAGAACUGUGUGUAUUGCAUGACUUUAGUUACGUAGCGUUUGCUGUCAGUGUCCUUGUCUGCUGGAGUUAAAUAAAAAUCCAUGCGCAUUA
This is a messenger RNA of Acipenser ruthenus (sterlet), 5939 nucleotides long. RefSeq names its product zinc finger protein 721-like. The coding region runs from base 141 to 3875 and encodes 1244 amino acids. The transcript is spliced from 5 exons. NCBI's taxonomy places the organism in Eukaryota, Metazoa, Chordata, Actinopteri, Acipenseriformes, Acipenseridae. Gene Ontology annotation, molecular function: RNA polymerase II cis-regulatory region sequence-specific DNA binding; DNA-binding transcription factor activity. The record is from RefSeq and is a predicted model, not a curated record. Gene Ontology annotation, biological process: regulation of transcription by RNA polymerase II.